Suillus clintonianus is the source of this 357-nucleotide messenger RNA. RefSeq lists its product as uncharacterized. Bases 1 to 357 code for a protein of 118 amino acids. NCBI's taxonomy places the organism in Eukaryota, Fungi, Basidiomycota, Agaricomycetes, Boletales, Suillaceae. The transcript has 3 exons. The record is from RefSeq and is a predicted model, not a curated record.
AUGCCUAACAACGCACCACAGAAUAACUACGCAGAUCCUCUGGCGACCAAUAUGAACCAAUAUUACGGCGUCCCUGCUCACAACCCCCCAAGCUUUGACAUAAAUCUAAAUGGAAACGCCACUUAUUUAACUCAACACAUCUCGCCCAACACAGAUCUUGCACCUUCCAGCUAUUCAGUUACCAUGUCCACAUGGUACAAGUGCUGGUACCAAUGCUGUUGCUGCCUCAGGGCUCAGAGUUAUGUCGACUAUCAUCACCGUUUUCUAUUCCUAUGGAGGGAGAGACAGAAGUCCAGAAAACGGGAGCUUGAUGAGUUCCACGAUGACGACGAAGAGGACAGUGGAGAUAUGAGCUGA